CACUCCCGUAGCUUUCCCCUUCCUCCCGAUCCCUUCCUCUCCCACACUCUUCUACCCUACCAAGCUCCAAUCCGACCCUGCAACCUCCGCUCCAGUCCACCGCCGCCCUGCCCUGUAUCCCCCGUCGCGCCGCAGCUUCGCUGUCACCACCGACGCCUCACCCUCCGCCUCCCACGCCCGUCUCGCCGCCAUCGACCACUCCCGUCGCGUCCCUGCCGUCCCCACCCCGUCGGCAGUCUCCGGCAUUGAUUCUUUUUCCCGGGGCGGUGGCUGGCGGGAGGAGGGAGAUGAGCCGUGGCCGGUCCCCGGAGCCGCUGGAUUUCUUCAUCUGGACUGUCGAGGAUGUUGGAUUGUGGCUUGAAGAGAUAAAUCUUGGUGGCUAUAGACAAGUGUUUGAAGAAAAUGGUGUCAAUGGAGAGUAUCUUGAGAGCUUGUCGAUGUUUACUACCGAGCAGAUUUUGCGGUUUAUUAGGCGGUGCCAUAUGAAAUGGGGAGAUUUUAUCACAUUAUGCAAAGAGUUGAGGCGUAUUAAAGUUGCCUGCCUGAAAGGGGAGCAAGAAGUCCGGAGGCCAUGGUGGGCACCAUCGUGCCUCUCGGUGGUGUUUGUGAGGGCGGCAAAGCGGAGCCGGCAGUCCCGAGUCGUGUCCCUGAAGCUGGAACCUUGAUGCUCGCCGGCUGCAUCGGAUCACCGAGUUGUGCUAUCCCCCAGGAGUUCCAACACCAUACGGCACUGCACCUGUUCCUCAAUGAUCUGAAAGCUGUAGGAGUAUACUGCUCCACAACUCAUCUCUCUAUCCUUGUUUUGUAUUCGUUUUUCAUCCUAUUAUAUAGUUUUGUAAUAGUACAAGUGACCUGAUGUUAGCCAAAAUGGAUGCAUAUAUUGUGCUGGAGAUCUUUCGAAUCA
This is a messenger RNA of Lolium perenne, 904 nucleotides long. RefSeq lists its product as uncharacterized. The record is from RefSeq and is a predicted model, not a curated record. NCBI's taxonomy places the organism in Eukaryota, Viridiplantae, Streptophyta, Magnoliopsida, Poales, Poaceae. Gene Ontology annotation, molecular function: protein binding.